AUGGCACUAAACGAGAUACGCGGUCGCCUAGCCCUAAUCACAGGCGCAUCAGGAGGAAUCGGAGCAGCAUGUUCUCACCAGCUAGCACAACGUGGAGUUCACCUGGCACUGACUUACUCCACUAAUUCGACAUCAAUAAACGAACUUGUCAAAGAACUACAAUCCAAAUAUGCCGAGAACAAGCUGCGCAUUUCCACUCACAAAGUGGAUGUUGGAUCCGCCGACCAAAUCGAGUCCCUGUUCCACGAGAUUGACACCCAACACGGCCGAAGACCUGAUAUUCUGAUCUCAAAUGCCGGAUACGGGAAACGAAUAACUAAUAUAUGGGACAUCCCGCAUGAGGAGUUCGAUUACAUGAUUAAAGUUAAUCUUCGCGCUUCUUUUGUUCUUGUCAAAGGUGUGGUAGAGCACAUGAAGGCGCAAAGAUGGGGCCGGAUUGUGUUCAUGUCUUCGAUUGCUGCUUAUGGGGGAGGCAUUAAUGGAUGUCAUUACGCAGCGUCCAAGGGAGGGCUUACGGGAAUGAUGAAGAAUCUUUCUACCCGUCUAGCGGAAUACAACAUCAGUGUCAAUGAUGUUGCGCCUGCUAUGAUAGGUGAUACGGGUAUGGUUCCCAAUGCUUCGGCAAUCCAAGAUACAGUGGCAACUAUUCCUUUAGGUCGGCUGGGUACCCCGGAGGAGACGGCGAAUGUGGUCACAAUGUUGGUUACUACUGGAUAUAUGACGGGCCAGAGUCUCUUGUUGUCCGGAGGGUUGAAAUAG
Messenger RNA from Aspergillus oryzae RIB40, 759 nucleotides. RefSeq names its product SDR family NAD(P)-dependent oxidoreductase. The coding region runs from base 1 to 759 and encodes 252 amino acids. Gene Ontology annotation, molecular function: oxidoreductase activity, acting on the CH-OH group of donors, NAD or NADP as acceptor. Lineage: Eukaryota; Fungi; Ascomycota; Eurotiomycetes; Eurotiales; Aspergillaceae. The transcript is spliced from 3 exons. The record is from RefSeq and is a predicted model, not a curated record.